AUGUCGGAUACAGAGAUGGCACAGGCGCCUCCGCGAGAGGAGGAGGACCUGUUUGGAGACGAGGCAUCGAAUGACGGUGCACACGCUUCUGACGAAGACCGCAUGGAUGAAGAAAAGGCCGCGCUGGAGUACUACGAGGACGAUGCAUCUGCGUCGGCGCCGGUAAUGGAGGAGCGGACAGCGUGGGUCAACGUGCCGCAACUCCCGAUGCGGCGGACCAAGGAGACACUGCUGGCACGUCUGCCGAAUUUUGUGAGAUACAAAGACAGGCCCUUUGAUCCUGCGUCAUGGGACGAGCGCGAUGACGACGCCGAUGACGACGCCGAGGAAGUGGGCGACAAGCACGCGCGCAGUGUCUUGCGCACCAUGUCAACCAUACGGUGGCGCUGGCAGGAUGCAGGUCCUAGCAGCUAUACGCCCCAAAGCAAUGCGCGUAUCGUCCGUUGGAGCGACGGCAGCGAGUCACUGCAGAUCGGCAGCGAGUUCCUUGAUGUGACGCGGCAUGCCGAGCCAAGCACUCAGGGCAUGCCACUUACGUAUAUCUAUGUGCCACACCCCGAGGAAGGCUUGUUGGAGGCUGAGUGUGCCGUGCGCACCUCUCUUACCUUCAAGCCCAACGUCCAUUCAGAGACGCACAGCAAAAUUGCCAGCGCCAUUCGACACCAGCGCGGCAUGCGUGUCGUGGCAUCUACCGACGCCUUCAGCGACGUGGAUCCUGAGCGUGAGAAAGAGCGCAUCGAACGCCAGCUGAAAGACGCGGAGAAGCGCAAGCAACGCGAACGCAUGAAGGCGCAGCGUGAGUCGAAUGACUUUGAUGGCGACUUGGACCUCGGCACGCGGCGCCACGGCGUUCGGGGUCGUGCGUCUCGGAGUCAUGUCACCGAGUGGUCCGAUGAUGACGAGGGACCUGCAGCGCAUGCAUACGACUAUGAAGACGAAGACGACGGCUUCAUUGUACACGAUGAAGAGGACGGAGACGAGCCUGAGGCGGACGACGACGACGUGGACCGUGCCGACCGCGAUAUCGAAGCUCACGAGCGCCGGCGACGAGAAGAGCAUCACCAAGAGGGCGAGCAUACAGAAUAG
Molecule: messenger RNA, 1086 nt
Organism: Malassezia restricta
Lineage: Eukaryota; Fungi; Basidiomycota; Malasseziomycetes; Malasseziales; Malasseziaceae
Product: RNA polymerase-associated protein LEO1
Exons: 1
Coding region: 1-1086 (361 amino acids)
Biological process (GO): positive regulation of transcription elongation by RNA polymerase II; transcription elongation by RNA polymerase II
Cellular component (GO): Cdc73/Paf1 complex; nucleus
Molecular function (GO): RNA polymerase II C-terminal domain phosphoserine binding
Source: RefSeq, a predicted model, not a curated record